AUGCCCGCCACGUACCGCACGGGCGUCGUGAGCAUCGCGUCCCGCGCCGGCGCCGAGCUCGGCGGCUCGACCGAUGCGGACGACUCCUUCUGGCGCGACAUCGAGUCUGACCCAGACACCGCUGUUCUGCGCACGGUGCACGCGCUCGUGCUGGAGAACGCGCAGCCGGAGCGGCGGGACGCGUGGGAGCCGCGACUGACGGAGCUCCUGACUCCGCCUCUCGUGACGCUGCGCGCGCGCGCCGCCACCUUUCGCCGCCUCAAGUCGGACCAGGACGGCGACUGCUGGAACCGCUGCGCGCGCUGGGACGCGGUGCCGCACACCUCCCUCCUCCGGGUCGAGAUCGAGGCGCUCGACUGGCUGGCCGAGUACCGCGUAAAGAUUGGAGAGGGAGUCGAGCCCGUCACGGACGAGGUGACGGCGUGCCCCAUCUGCAUGUGCGGCGUCACCGGGGAAGUGGCGAGCGAGGAGGAUGUCAAGGCGGGGCGCGCCGUCCGGAUAGCCAUGUACUGGCCCUGCUAUCACAGGGCCUGCUCGAGCUGCCUCGCUAAGGAGGCGCUCGCCUCGGCGGCACGCGCGCGUGGCCUUCCGGCUGACAAGAGGGCGAUCACGGCUAAACUUGAGAGCCCCGGAGCCGCUGCCGAGGUUGAGGCGGCUGUGCGCGCGGGCCGGCUGCGGUGCCCGCUGUGCCCUGCCAUCGUCGAGUGGCCCUGGGACGAGUCGAAGCCGUGGUUCAAGGGCGCCACAUCCAUGCCCCCCGCAGACUAG
Messenger RNA from Emiliania huxleyi CCMP1516, 768 nucleotides. RefSeq lists its product as hypothetical. The record is from RefSeq and is a predicted model, not a curated record. Bases 1 to 768 code for a protein of 255 amino acids. The transcript has a single exon. NCBI's taxonomy places the organism in Eukaryota, Haptophyta, Isochrysidales, Noelaerhabdaceae.